AUGGAUGAAAAAGUCAGAAAUGUCAUCGGUGGUAAUGCUCCUGGGAAUAACCAACUGACAUCCAAGAUUCAAAAAGAAUUAGUUAGUUCUUGUGCCUCACAAGUAACAUUAGCCAUUCUUACUGAACUUGGAGAUAGGAAAUUCUCUUUACUAGUGGACGAGGCUCGGGAUUGUUCUGUAAAAGAACAAAUGGCAGUGAUGAUAAGGUUUGUGAAUAAGAAAGGUGAAAUAAUCGAGAGGUUUCUCGCCAUUGAGCAUGUUAGUGACACUUCAUCGCGCUCUUUAAAAGCGGCUGUGGAUAUGUUGUUUGCUCGGCAUAAUUUAUCUAUUUCUAGAUUGCGAGGUCAAGCAUAUGAUGGAGCAUCCAACAUGAGGGGAGAGUUUAAUGGGCUGAAGGCACUUAUUCAACGAGAAAAUCCUUUUGCUUUCUAUGUCCAUUGUUUCGCCCAUCAACUGCAGUUGGUGAUUGUUGCUAUUUCAAAACAUAUUCCGGUUGUUGCAGAAUUUUUUACUAACAUCAGUAUGAUUGUUACUAUUGCUGGUGCUUCUUGCAAAAGAAAAGAUGAAUUAAACAAACAUAGGGAUGCUGACAUUUUUGAGAAAUUAGAGACUGGUGAGCUUACUACAGGAAAAGGGCUUAAUCAACAGACUAAUCUUGCAAGACCUAGUGAUACUCGUUGGGGUACACAUCAUGUCACUUUAGCCCGUUUGUUGUCUAUGUGGAGUUCAGCCUUAUAUGUGCUUGAAAAGGUUUAUGAAGAUGGAAUUGAACCAGAGUCGAGGGGCAAAGCAAGUGCCUUGAUUAAACUGAUGGAAGACUUUCGCUUUGUAUUUAUUCUGUAUCUAAUGCUUAAAUUAUUGGGUAUAACGAAUGCAUUGUCGCUUGCCUUGCAACAGAAAGAUCAGAAUAUUGUUAAUGCGAUGAACUUGAUAGAAGUUUUGAAAGUAAAGCUACAAAACUUGAGAGACAGUGGAUGGGAUGCUUUGAUACAUGAAGUCACCAUGUUUUGUAACAAGCAUGGCAUUGUAGUGCCAGAUAUGGAAGAUCAGUUUCUUAUUCCAGGACGGGUCGUGCAAGGAACUUGGUUUUCCGAAUCUAGUACUGCAUUAUUAAGGUACAUCUCAUGUCUUGAUCCAAGAGAUUUUUUUUCUAGAUUUGAUCAACACAGUUUGAUUCGCCUUGCUGAACUUUAUUCUGAUGAUUUCUCUGCUAUUGACUUGCAAUUUUUGAGAGAGGAUCUAGAUACAUACAUUUGCGAAGUAAGAACAAGUUCUGAUUUUACUAGUUGUGAAUAUCUUUCUGUCCUGGCAAUUAAGAUGGUUCAAACGGGUAGACAUUUAGUGUUUCCAUUGGUUUAUCGUUUGAUUGAGUUGGCUUUGAUCUUACCGGUAGCUACCACAUCUGUUGAGAGAGCUUUUUCUGCAAUGAAGCACAUCAAGUCGAUUUACGGAACAGCAUGGCAGAUGAGUGGUUGA
This is a messenger RNA of Mercurialis annua (annual mercury), 1476 nucleotides long. RefSeq lists its product as uncharacterized. Lineage: Eukaryota; Viridiplantae; Streptophyta; Magnoliopsida; Malpighiales; Euphorbiaceae. The record is from RefSeq and is a predicted model, not a curated record. Bases 1 to 1476 code for a protein of 491 amino acids. The transcript is spliced from 2 exons.